GAACACGGUUGAGCCUAGAGACACCCAACAACCUUUCUUACAUACAGGAUUUCUGAUCGAUCGAGGCGCCACCGUCAAUAGUCUGGAGUUUGGACAUGACUCGUCUGCAUCUUUAGCCGCCACACCAGGUGAUCUGUCAAUCAGGUGCCCGUGCAAACCCCACCCCUGCCUCUACGCGCUCUUGCGUUGCAACAAUUUGCUCCUUCUUCCAACCUCCCUCUUCCUUCCGAGUUGCCAGAACGUCAUAAACACAAACUUUUUGAUGGCGAUGCAAUACUUCAAUCAGAUCAAAAACCGGCGACGGUCGUCGCAUAUUGUGAACCCUCCAAAGCCGGUCUUAACUGAGGAGGACGAAGCUUUCUUACAAAAGGUCACGUCCGAUCCAGAGGACAGACCAGAUUUUACCACCCAGAAUGAGACUACGACCUUAGAAGGGCUGACAGAGAGCUCUCAGAAGCCCGUUGUCGAUGAUGGUGCCUUAGACGUUCCAUUGCCUUCCUCGCCAGUGGAGGAGUUUGGGAGGGAGCUUGGCGAGGAAGAAAGAAAGGCACGAGAGCAGCCCGAAGAUGUUAGGACCAAAUCCGAGCCGGCUAGGCCACAAGAUGCCUCGGUACCAGAAAAGAAGAUAAGAUGGAGCACGAUGUUCUGGAAGAAAUCUGCCGAUACAAAGAAGAACAAGGAGUCAGAGUCUACAGAUAAAUCCAAGGUCGAAGCAUCGGGUUCCCCCUCCACGACAACAGCUGCAACGGACAACGGAGACGAAGCGCGAAAGGAACAGGAAGAUAUGACUGAUAUACUGGAACGCUUGAAUCUAGCUGCGGAUAACAACCGGGUCUUCUCGGUCAGCGAGGAAACGCAGGAGCUACUCCGCAAGUUCAAGUUGAUCUUCAAAGAUCUGAUCAACGGCGUCCCAACAGCUUAUCAUGAUCUGGAAAUGUUGUUGACAAAUGGUAACCGGCAACUACAAGAUACGUACACGAAGCUACCCGGUUUUAUGCAAAAACUCAUUGAGAAACUUCCUGAAAAAUGGACCGAAACACUGGCUCCGGAGAUGCUCGCCGUUGCUAGCGAGCGGGCCAGCCGGAGUGGAAUUAACAUGGAGAACAUGGGCAAAGCAGCUGCGGUUGCCGAAAAGGCGGGUCUCAACGUUCCAAGUCUCAAGGAGCUUGUGUCCAAGCCCGCCGCGAUCGUUGGCAUGUUGCGGUCCAUUAUGCAAUUCCUUCGGGCUCGUUUCCCGGCCGUCCUGGGCAUGAAUGUCCUCUGGUCGCUGGCAUUAUUCAUUCUGCUUUUCGUCCUUUGGUACUGCCACAAACGUGGUCGUGAAGUCCGCCUCGAGAACGAGCGUCUGGUUACAGAGGAAGAAAUUAAGAAGUUGAACGAGGAAAACCCCGAUGGGCAGAUUCGCCCUACUGAGACGUUGACGACCACAGCACCUCAAGGUGCUUCGGCCGAGGAAGUCCGCGAGGGCGUGAAGAGAGUGGAGGAGGCCAGGGCUUCGGCACUUGACGUUGCCGCUGCCUCAGAGCCCGAGCGAGAGACUCCCAGGGAAAACGACGAAGUCCCUCGCCCAGCUGCGGUACCAACACGGUCAAAGUCGCGUCUCAAUAUAUGGACUCGAUCCAAGCCCGAACCGACUCCAAGCAAUAUUUCGCCAUAUCCCGGGACCUAGAACCGGAAAGGUAGAUCCAGCAGCUUCCUCGGGUCCGUUGUCCGCGUUGGGAGCUUUUAGAAUGGAUGGAAAAGCUUCAAGAGAAGACGGGAAAUAUACGAAGUACAUGGCUGGGCACGGUGUUGAUGACGAUUCAUGGUCCAUUAUCAUUCUGUUAUUUAAUGUCAAAGAUACUCAAAGUAAUUUCAUGUUUAUGAAGAUUGUAAUGUUGAU
Molecule: messenger RNA, 1882 nt
Organism: Penicillium brasilianum
Lineage: Eukaryota; Fungi; Ascomycota; Eurotiomycetes; Eurotiales; Aspergillaceae
Source: the annotation of a GenBank genome assembly